Pristis pectinata (smalltooth sawfish) is the source of this 1084-nucleotide messenger RNA. RefSeq names its product protein SPT2 homolog. Bases 319 to 1011 code for a protein of 230 amino acids. The transcript has 2 exons. The record is from RefSeq and is a predicted model, not a curated record. NCBI's taxonomy places the organism in Eukaryota, Metazoa, Chordata, Chondrichthyes, Rhinopristiformes, Pristidae.
AAACCCACACAGUCACAAAGAGAAUGUGCAAACUCCACACAGACAGCAUGCAAGGUCAUGACUGUGCCCGAGCUCUUUGGUUCUGUGAGGCAGCGGCUCUACCAGUGCACACUGUCUUCCUGGCAGUGCAGGUGGGGCCUCAGUUUGAUGUUUCGUCAGAAGUGGUACCUCUGACUGUGCAGCCCUAACCUCAGUAAUGCACUGGGAGCGUCAGCCUGGACCACAUGGUUAAACCUCUGGUGUGGAACCUUAGUCCGUGACCUAUAGAUUCAAAAGCAAGGGAACUACCCACCGGGUCACAGGUCAGAUUAGCAUAGGAUGAGUCCUCACCUGGGCAGGUCCAGCAUGGCCCAGGACGAGUCCUCACCUGGACAGGUCCAGCUUGGCCCAGGACGAGUCCUCACCUGGACAGGUCCAGCAUGGCCCAGGACGAGUCCUCACCUGGACAGGUCCAGCAUGGCCCAGGACGAGUCCUCACCUGGACAGGUCCAGCAUGGCCCAGGACGAGUCCUCACCUGGACAGGUCCAGCAUGGCCCAGGACGAGUCCUCACCUGGACAGGUCCAGCAUGGCCCAGGACGAGUCCUCACCUGGACAGGUCCAGCAUGGCCCAGGACGAGUCCUCACCUGGACAGGUCCAGCAUGGCCCAGGACGAGUCCUCACCUGGACAGGUCCAGCAUGGCCCAGGACGAGUCCUCACCUGGACAGGUCCAGCAUGGCCCAGGACGAGUCCUCACCUGGACAGGUCCAGCAUGGCCCAGGACGAGUCCUCACCUGGACAGGUCCAGCUUGGCCCAGGACGAGUCCUCACCUGGACAGGUCCAGCUUGGCAAUACAGCUCUAACAAAAAAAGGAACAAAAGCAGAUGUGCUGGAGGAACUCAGCCAGGCAGGCGUCAUCUGUGGAGGGAAACCAGUUAAUGUUUCAGGACAGGGAGCCUUCCUCAGUCCUGGGACAAGAGUGCAGGGAGUCACUUCUCUUCUCUUCACACAGAUGCUGUUGACUGGCUGAGUUUUUUGGGCAUUUCUGAUUUAAUUUCAUCUGCAGUUUCAUUUCUUUUCCAACAAUAAAAGUCACAUCUACC